Molecule: messenger RNA, 3927 nt
Organism: Pristis pectinata (smalltooth sawfish)
Lineage: Eukaryota; Metazoa; Chordata; Chondrichthyes; Rhinopristiformes; Pristidae
Gene: ttc14
Product: tetratricopeptide repeat domain 14
Exons: 12
Coding region: 129-2465 (778 amino acids)
Molecular function (GO): nucleic acid binding; protein binding
Source: RefSeq, a predicted model, not a curated record
GACGCCGAACGGCGGGGGAUGCGCAUGUGCGCUGAGCGGGAGCAGCCCACUGGGCCUUCGCCGUCUUGUCCACGCUUCGCCUUCCCAGGGCAGGAUGCGGAGGAGCCUGGUUAGCGUGAGUUAAAUUGAUGCUGAAUAUGAACAAGGAUCUCAUGCGCCAGGCGGUGGGUUAUCACGGGCCCACGUUGUUAUCCCUUUUGAAAAGUGAGCAAUAUGAGAACCCAGACAUUCAAAGCGUUUCGGCCGAGUUCUUGAAAACAGCGCUGCAUCACAGAAAGGAUAGAAGAAUUGAUAAUAUUGGCAUACAGCAGUUCAUCGCAAGAAAAGCAGACCUUCUGUUUGCUCCGUCGUGGAAAUCAACUGUUAGUACUGAACUGAAUGAUGAAGAGACAGAAGAUUAUUAUGCAAUUAUGCCUCCUUUGGAACAGUUGAUGGAGGUUCCAAGUGAUGACAAAAGGCAGUACUUCUUCCGUGAUAUUGAACGUGGGGACAUUGUGAUUGGACGAGUUGCAUCUAUUCGUGAAUUUGGGUUCUUUCUAACAUUGAUCUGUCUUGGAGGGGAUCUCGGCCGGGACAUUGAAUCCUUGGAAAUAACGGCACUUUGUCCUGUAAGAGAUGUACCUUCACAUGGAAAACAUGAAGAUCCUUUGUCUUACUUUCAAGUAGGAGAUCUUGUAAGAGUUGUUGUAAAAGAUGUUGAUCGUUACCAUGAAAGACUUGCGGUAACUUUGCGCCCUUCGGUUCUUCCAACUCGCCUUUCUCAUUGGAAAUUGGGUGUUAUCAGUAGCGAAGAUCUUCCCACAUACUACAGGCGAAAUUCAACACUGGACAGUCAUGUUACAGAAACAUAUGACAGCGUUUUACACCACACACUUGGAUUUGCUAAUCCAUCAACAGUUGAAUAUUUAUUGGGCAAACUUGGAAUUAGUGAAAUUGAAUCGCCAUCCCUGAUGAGAGGGUUGCAGAGCAAAAAUUUUAUAGGAGAUGAUUAUGCUGCAGCUUUAAGGAAAAAACAGUCAGCAUCUUGGGCAUUAAAGUGUGUCAAGGCUGGGGUGGACCAUUUUAAAGCAGGACACCAUGUAGAUGCUAUGAAUGAGUACAACAAAGCUUUAGAAAUUGACAGCAAUAAUGUUGAAGCUCUUGUGGCUCGUGGUGCUCUCUAUGCAACAAAAGGAAGUCUAAGCAAAGCUAUUUCUGACUUUGACUUGGCUUUGGAAACCUGUCCAACACACAGGAAUGCAAAGAAAUAUCUCUGUCAGACUCUAGUGGAAAGAGGAGGCCAGUUAGAGGAAGAAGAAAAGUUGGUGAAUGCUGAGAAUUGCUAUAAAAAAGCAUUGAAUCUCGAUGAAACUUUCAGUGAGGCUGAGGAAGCUUUACAGAAGUUAAGGAAACACAUGCAGAAAUCACUUGAAAAAAAAACAAAAGAAACGAGAGAAGAAGAGAAAAAAAUCGAGGUGUCAAGUGCAGAGAAAUUGCGUAAGCUGUUAAAAGAAGAAAAAAGAAUGAAGAAAAAAAGAAAGAAAUCAACUUCAUCGUCUUCACCCGACUCACCUGAGUCUUCAUGGUCUAGUUCAUCAUCUUCACCUGAACGUUCUAGGAAACACAAAUCAACAAAGAAGCGACAGAGAAAACGUUCAGGUUCCUCACGUAGUCAGAAGAGGCGUUUAAGUAAAAGUUCAUGUGAUGAGAAAAUUUAUCAUAUGCAUACCAAUAAAAAAGAAUGGUAUACUCCUCCAGCUGAUACUUCAGCUUCCUUUCUGAAUCAGAAACAGGAAGUAGCAAAGUUGCUGGAGAAAAAUGAAAGUCCAGUUGACCAAUGGUCAGAAAUCAUGGAGAAAAGAAGGUACUGUUCAGUUUCUUCAUCAUCAGUUGAAAUUUUAGAUCCUCUUGAAGGUAGGUCUGAAGAUAACAGAAACUCUUUAUAUAGUUCAAGAACUCAUGAUAGUCAUUGUCAGCGUGACAAAAGGCACAAAACAGAUACAGGCAGGGGACUGUGUGACAAAAAAUCAAAUGACCAAGACAAAAUUAGGAAGUGGAGUCAAGAAUAUGAAUUUGAUAAUGAAAGCAUUAGUAAAACGUAUGAAAAAAGCAAUAGGAGCUACUUUGAGUCUUCGUGGUCAGAAUAUUCACAUUUAUCAGGUGACAAGUACCAACAUGAGAGGAAAGUUUCUCAGUUAAUUAAUUCCAAUAGCAAAGAUGAAAGAUGUGAUUAUGGAAAAAGUGGAGAUGGAAGAAAGAACUUUGUACAUGAAAGUAGCUCCAAGGACUGGAGAGAUGAAAGUGUAGAUAGACAUUACAGGGAAGAUAAAAGGGAAAAUUCCAAAGAAAACCCUCAUAAUCAUAAUGCUGCAACAGGGAAGGCAGUGAAAAGUAUGCCUCAAAACCUGCUGGAAAUUUUCAAUCAAAUUGCAGAGUUUGAGAAAGGCAAAGAAUAUGGAGGGGAAUGUAAGCAGAAAAACAAAUAGGUCGGCACUGUGGCAUGUUUUUCGAAGAAUAAUUUCCAACAAUACAUAUCCUUGUGAAAAGAAGUUGAAUACAUUGAAGAAACAAAUGCCAAGUUGGAGUUGUGAAUUCACUUCGAUAUUAUGCCCUCACAUUAAAGUAUGCAUUACCUGAUUUAUUUGGAUUACAUAGGUGAGUUAACUCAUUUGUUGAGAGUUUGCUUAGGCCUUUGUUAAUUCCUUAGUUGCUUAAUUAUUUCUUUUACAUCUACUUUAACAACUAAUGCAGUGAUCACUAAGAAGAGGUUAGUAUUUGUCUUCAUGUUUUUCUUUAAAUUGGUUUCAAAUAUGGUUUGUUAGAGUUGGAUUGAAUUUUAGGGUAUUAUGUAGUACAGAAACACAAUUCCAUUGUGGGGAGAUAAACAAAGAAAUGUUUUAGGUCAAGGGCCCUUCAUCAUAAUUGGAAAAGUGGGAAAACAAGAAUGUUUUAAGUUGCAAAGAAGGGGAAAGGGUUGAACACAUCCCUGUGAUGGAGUAAGACCAAACUUGUCAAGGUAUCAAUUACUUUAAAAACCGGCAGUUGGAGACAGAAGGGGGAGAAAGAAAGUAAAUUCCAACAGGAAGAUGUGGCCAUAUCUGUGAAACGGGGAAAAACUGGUGGUCACCUGAAUUGUUACGUUGUGUCUGACAGUGACAAAUUUCAGUUUUACAAGGAGAAAGAUGCAGAUAAGCAUUAUGUUGCAAUAUUAAGCAACAUCUCCUUCAACCUCUAUUGAGUGUGCACCCCACUAAAUUUAAGAGAGAUGGCAUUAAAUAUGGAUACUUCGUUGGUAUUCUACCAUAGGCUAGGAAGGUAGGUAGCACAGGAGUUUAUCAAUUAUAAAUAUUCAGCAAAUUUAGCAAGGGGUGGGGGUGGCAGGUUCAGAAAGAGAUGAGCAAUGCAAAAAAACGUUAUUUUCAUUACACAGAAAUGUGAUUCACUUGGAAAAGUGCACAAUGGAUUUUCUAGACUCACCACUUACUGUAUAUUCACUAUGUAAAACAUAAGAAAGAAGGAUGUACUUAAGGUCUUGCUGAGUAAAGUGGGAGGAAUGAAGAGGGAAAGGAAAGGGAGUUUUCUUUCAAAGUAGGUCAGUGUCUUAAAAACAUUGUUAAUUUUCCAUUAAUGUGCCUCUAACCUUGGUUCUGAUACUACACCUGUAACGAGCCAUAAUUUUAUACUAUAUUGCUGCAUUCUGUUAAGUAAAUAGUUUGAAAUUACUAGCUUUCCUUCCUCAGAAUAUGCAUAUUUCAGAAUACUUCAAUCCUAUUUGGUCCUUAUUGAUUACAGGUGCAUUAUCAUUGGCCUACAGUGUCACACUUGGCUAUGGAUGGAUUAACUUUAUUGUAUUAAAUAUUACUGCAUAAUGCAGACUAUAUUGUGCCAUGCUAAGAGUUUACUUUCAAACAUGGACUGUUAAAUUAAAAAAAAUACGCACUGUGUGCU